AUGUUCUCAAUAGUUAAAAACCUCUUCGGUCGUCCUACUGCGAGUAAAGUUGAGGACGAGUCCUCCGAUGACGACUCGGCCGGUCUUGAGAAUCCCUCCAACGGCCAGGCCGUCACUGAGUGUGCCCUCGACUUGCUCAAGGGGGAUUUCUUCGUUUUAGAUGGUGGGGAGUGGACGAGUCUUGCCGAUGGGUUAUGCAGCGUAACCUUCGAUGAGGCCUUGAGGAAAAUGUAUGUCACGCAAGAGGAGGAAGGAGUGGAAGAAGUCUUCAAUGCACAGCAGAUGGUCAGCGUACAGCAUUACGACGAUCCCGACGAUGGCUACCCGUGCGUGCAGUGGAUAGUGGUGACAAAGAGCGACAACAUGAGCGAAUGGGGCCUCAAAUUCCGAAAUGAAGAGGCAGUGAACGAGUUCGUGAGUUAUGCUCCCCGGCGAAAGACCCAUCAAAGCGGCAAAACAACUUCUGACCCCGCCAGAUACUUUGCUAUCGAGCCUGGAUGUGUGACAGAGGCUUGCUUUAAAACAAAGAAAGUAGAUAUGCUAGGCCAGGCUGAGUCGACGAUUGUGGUCCAAAUCGAUGGCUUGAGUAUGAUGGCUAGAGAGGGUAAAUCGUGUGCGGGUGACGUCGCUGAGUGUCAGUUGGAGUCUGCACGCAUGCGCAUCGAUUUGAGGAAGGACUUUGAGGCUCAUCUAGUCAUAUUCGACCAGGCUGAUGAUUGCCUACUCUACAGCGGUGCCAUCACUGCUGGCCUCGGCUGCAAAUAUGAAUGGCCGAAAAUCAUGUUCUUGGGCUUCUCUCCACUAUCUUCCAAGACUCCAGUACUGGCAAUAAAGUGUCCGACUCAUGUGGCCUUCGCCUCCCUCUGUGGUGCUCUAGACAAGGUCCAGGCUGAACGCCGUUUGAAAAAGAAAAUCCCCGGCAUGGCCGAGAAAGCGGAGUUCUAUGACGUUGAGAAUGAUAAUGAAUUAGCGGAGCGAAGCGAGGAGGUGGAGGCAUCCUCAUCUUCGUCCUCGGAUGCCUGGUCGAGUGAUGAUGAAUACGGUAGUUCGCCAGUGAAGACAUACCCUGGGAAGAAAGGUGCACGGACUGCAGGAGUGGAGAGCAAUAAGCUGAUGGGCACGUCGAAGAGAGUCGGAGGAGAUAGAGCAUUCGUAUGGCGAACUAAGGUGAUGAACAGGAGGCAGGCAGCUAGACACGAAGUCGGUGGAGGUGCGAACAUGAAUGUUCUGAGGAUGGAUGCUGACGGACUGGAGCAAGUUACACAAAUUAACAAUGUAGUUUGGGCUUGUCAAUNNNNGGCCUCUGGUCACAAUUCAGGUCUAAAGCCCUAA
Molecule: messenger RNA, 1332 nt
Organism: Perkinsus marinus ATCC 50983
Lineage: Eukaryota; Perkinsozoa; Perkinsida; Perkinsidae
Exons: 17
Coding region: 1-1332 (443 amino acids)
Source: RefSeq, a predicted model, not a curated record